AAUAUAAAACUGUUUAAUAGGAAAGACAAGCACAACUACAAACUAUUUAAACUAAAUAUAUAUAUAAAACUUAUAAUAGAUGGAAAUUACUAUUCUAUCAGACUGGAACAAGUUUUCUAUAUCUACAGUAGACUAUACAAACAGGCAGUAUAA
Molecule: messenger RNA, 153 nt
Organism: Aspergillus uvarum CBS 121591
Lineage: Eukaryota; Fungi; Ascomycota; Eurotiomycetes; Eurotiales; Aspergillaceae
Exons: 1
Source: RefSeq, a predicted model, not a curated record